Molecule: messenger RNA, 8146 nt
Organism: Owenia fusiformis
Lineage: Eukaryota; Metazoa; Annelida; Polychaeta; Sabellida; Oweniidae
Source: the annotation of a GenBank genome assembly
GCCUAUUAUCGCCAGGGAGUAGCACUAGAAUGUUUGGGUCGACACGCAGAUGCUCUGGCGGCCUUUGCUUCAGGGUUAUCCCAGGAUGCAAAGAGUGGGCAGUUGUUAUCAGGGCUUAUAGACAGUGCACUGAAGUCCCCCAUAAAAGAAAAAAUACAGCCAACCUAUCAGCAGCUGCGACAGAUGAAGCUUGACAAGAGUCCAUUUGUUAUCAUCUCUGUGAUUGGUCAGGAACUCCUUGCAGCUGGAUAUUACGCUGCAGCACUGGUACUUCUUGAAUCUGCAUUAAAAAUUGGGACAUGUAGUUUGAAAUUGCGUGGAUCUGUGUUCUCUGCGUUAAGUAGUGCUCAUUGGGCACUAGGGAACAUAGACAAAGCUAUUGCUUGUAUGCAGCGUGACCUGGCAGUGUGCAAGUCAUUAGGUGACCAAGAAGGUGAAUGCCGUGCCCAUGGUAACCUGGGGGCAUCAUACUUCUCUAAGGGUAGCUACAGGGAGGCCUUAACCAAUCAUAGGUACCAGUUAGUUUUGGGAAUGAGGUUGAAGCUACGGGAAACAGCAGCGGAGGCCCUCAGUAGCCUGGGUCAUGUUUACACUGCUUUAGGUGAUUACCCAAACUCCCUGGCCAGUCAUAAACAAUGUGUACUGCUUGUUAAGCAAGGUGGAGACAAGCUCUGGGAAGCACGGGAAAUUGGUAAUGUUGGUGCAGUAUACCUUGCAAUGGGUGAAUUUGAGAAUGCAGUAGAAUGUCAUGAGGAACAUUUAAAAAUUGCUAAACAGAUAAAAAACAAGGUUGAAGAGGCAAGGGCUUAUAGUAACCUAGGAAGUGCGUAUCAUUAUAAAAGAGCAUAUGAUGCAGCUAUAAAGCACCAUAAGCAAGUGCUCAUCAUUGCUCAAGAAACAAAAGAUAAAACACUUGAAGCAAGAGCUUUUGCUGGAUUGGGCCAUGCAGCUCGUAACCAAGGAGACUUAACAGCUGCUAAGGACUAUCAUGAAAAGCAAUUGGAUAAUGCGUUACAGACUCAUGAUAAAGCAGCAGAAGGACGUGCAUGUUCAAAUAUGGGGAUCAUCUACCAUCAGUUAAGUGAAUGUGAUGCAGCAUUAAAACUCCAUAAAGCUCAUUUACAUAUUGCCAAGGAUAUAAACGAUCGCGCAGGUCAGGGUAGAGCAUAUGGGAACAUUGGGAAUGCAUACAGUGCCUUAAAACAAUAUGAUUUAGCUAUACAAUAUCAUAAGCAUGAGCUAGCUAUCUCAAAAGAAGUUUGUGAUAAACAUUCCGAAGCAUCUACACAUGGCAACCUUGCAGUUGCAUACCAAGCACUCCACGUCCAUGACAUGGCUAUGAGUCAUUAUAAGGAACACUUGAAUAUAGCCCAGGAACUAAAAGACACUAACAGUGAAGCAAGGGCUUUGAGUAACCUUGGCAAUUACCACAGCUCAAAGGGAGAAUUUACCCAUGCUAUUCCUUACUAUGAGCAAUACCUUAUACUUACUCAGGAACUGCUGGACACUAAGGGUGAAUCAAAAGCUUGUCAUAGUUUAGGACACGCCCAUUUCUGCCUCGGGAAUUAUCGUGAGGCCUGUCGAUAUUAUGAACAGGAUCUAGCACUAGCCAAAGAACAUAAGGAUCAGCCCAAUAUGGGAAAGGCCUAUUGUAAUCUAGGGCUAGCACAUAAAGCAUUGGGGAAUCAUGAACAAGCAAUGGAGUGUCAAAAACAUUUUCUCGGGAUAUCUCAUACAUUAAGGAAUCUCCAAGGAAAAUUUAGAGCACUUGGAAAUAUUGGAGAUGUGCUAAUCAAAAUUGGUAAAGUUGAGGAAGCCAUUAAGUUAUUCAACCAACAAUUGCAAAUCGCCAAACAAACCAAUGAACGUGCUCUGGAGGCAUCUGCAUAUGGAGCACUUGGGAAUGCACAUCGAUUAACGGAGCAACAUGACAAGGCAUUGGGGUUCCAUACUCAGGAACUGACACUGCGACAGGAAGUAAGUGAUCUGAAAGGUGAAUGUCGUGCUCAUAGUAACCUUGGUAAUGUCCAUAUGGCCAUUGGGAAUUACAUCAAUGCCUAUAAGUGCUAUGAUGAACAAUUAGAGCGUGGACAAGAGCUCUCAGAUAGCAGUGUUGUAUCACAUGCGUAUGGGAAUCUUGGCAUUGCAAAAAUGAACCUGGGAUUGUUUGAAGAUGCUAUUGGGUUAUUUGAGCAGCAAUUAGCAAUGCUAGAGCAGGUCUCUGGUAACAAGGCGUUAACAGAUCGAGGACAUGCCUUCUGUAACUUAGGAGACUGUUACGAAGCAUUGGGAGAUUUUGAAGAAGCUGUGAAGUGCCACGAACAAAAUCUCUCAAUUGUGCAAAAAGCAAAUAAUGUACCAGGACAGGAUAGGGCUUAUAGAGGACUAGGGAAUGCACACAGGGCAAUGGGGAAUCUUCAGCAGGCCUUGGUGUGUUUUGAGAAGAGGUUGUACAUUGCCCAUGAGUUGGAGGAUGCUACAGCCAAAGGAUCAGCUUAUGGUGAAUUAGGUUGUUUGCACAGUCUUCUAGGCAACUUUGAGCAAGCAAUAUCAUGUCUUGAGCACCAGAUGAACAUUGCACAGGAAAUGAAGGAUCGUACAGGUGAAGGGGAUGCAGCAUGUGGUCUAGGGGGUGUAUACCAGCAGAUGGGGGAAUACGACCAGGCUGCUGAGUACCACAAGAAAGAUCUAGAAAUUGCUGAACAAACAAACAACAAUGCAAGCAUGUGUCGGGCUUAUGGUAACCUAGGAUUGUCCUAUGAAAGUGUAGGUGACUUUGAGAAAGCAGUGCAUUAUCAGGAGUUACAUCUGAACAUUGGUGCCAAGAUGAAUGACAGAGCUGCCAAGACACUGGCCUAUAGCAGUCUAGGGAGAGUGCAUCAUGCAUUAGGGCAUUACUCCAAGGCAGUCCAAUACCUUCAGCAAGGUCUCCAGAUAGCAGAGCAGCUUGGUAGAAAGGAGGAUGAGGCUAAGAUAUGCCAUAGACUUGGUCUUGCCCUUUGGGGUAGAGGGGAUCUAGAAGAAGCCCAGACACAACUCUAUCGUGCCACAGAGCUGUUUGAGUUGAUACGACGCGAAGUCCAGAUCAGUAGUGACUACAAACUCUCCUUAUUUGACUUGCAGACAGCUUCAUACCAGGCAUUACAGAGAGUCCUAGUAUCCCUAAAUCGUCACGAAGAAGGGCUAGUUGUUGCAGAAAGAGGGCGUACUAGAGCAUUUGUUGAUCUUUUACUUGAGCGUCAAUCGGGUGCUGAUUUUUCAAACUUUGUGGACCCAUCUCCGAUGACCAUAGAUCAAAUUGUAGAUGUGGUGGCUCGCCAAAAGGCUGCAGUGUUGUAUUAUUCAAUAGCUGCAGGAUAUUUGUAUACAUGGUUGAUCACACCUGAGCAAGGUGUUGUGAAAUUUCACGAGUGCAGCAUUAAUGAACUGGACAGCAGUGACCCAGAGGCAGAUAAUCAAAGCAUACACAGCACAACUGCAUCCUUGUUGGAUCAAUAUGUUGGCCAUGUAAGGGAAUCUAUGGGAAUAGAGUCACAUACCACAUCUAGUAUUUAUAACUCAAGAGCAUCUUUGAACAGAUCAUCUUUGGGGACACUUAGUGAAACUGAAAGUGAGGCUGAUGAUAUCUGGCAGCAGCAAUUGGAGGAAAUUGGGGAUAAACUAAAUGCCGAAAAUGAUCGCACAGGAUUCCUCCGUCUUCUAAACAGAAACCAUGUCUUCAAUAGCAGUAACUACAGUUUGAGUAGUUUGUUCAGUCUCUCUAGUAGCACUAACAGCAUGAGUCUACGAUCGGCACGACGCAGCGGUAGUGGUUCCUAUAGCAACAAACCACCAUUGAGUGCCCUCUAUGAUCUGUUAAUUGCACCAAUGGAUGAACUUUUGAACUCUGCAAGUAUGCCCAAAGAACUUGUUUUGGUGCUUCAAGGUGAUUUAUACUUAGUGCCCUUUGCUGUGCUGAAGCCAAGUCAGGCGGGGGACAGUUUGUAUGAACGAUUUCAUAUGAUUGCUGUGCCUUCCAUACGAGCCUUACAAGCCAGCCAAUCACAAGCCAUGAAUUCCAAUAAUCAGGAAUGUUCAGGAGCAGUCAUUGUUGGAAACCCUAAAAUGACACAAGGAGUGCGUGAACGUUGGCAGUGGACAGAUCUCCCACAGACAGAACAUGAAUGCCGUAUGGUAAGCGAAAUGCUUGGGAGUAAGGCCUUAUUUGGUAUCAAUGCAACUAGGGAAGCUGUCCUAUCUGAUGUUGCAUCAGCUGAGGUUAUUCAUAUAGCAGCCUAUGUUUCAUGGAAACUAUCCUCAAUUGUGCUUUCACCUGGAAGUGCCUCACAAGACAAACCUUCGCUACGUAUUGACCGCAUGGCUGAUGCCAAUGAUGACUCAGAACCUGGAAUAGAAAAUGGAGGCCCCUCACUUUCUGACUUUCUGUUGACUGCAGCUGACAUCUUGAAUCUUAAUCUCAAAGCAAAACUUGUUGUUCUUAGCUCAGGGCACACUGACGACCGAGCUGGGCGAAUCAACUCCGAUGGAGUCAUUGGCCUCACCCGUGCAUUCCUAGCUGCAGGGGCACAGGGGGUGUUAUUCUCACUCUGGCCUGUGCCAGACAUGGCCUCAAAGAUUCUCUUGAAGUCAUUCUACACAGCAUUGCUACAGGGUGGGAAAGCUAGCCAUGCAUUAAGUAGAGCAAUGACAACAGUGAAGAGUACAAAACAGUUUGCCCAUUCAUCCAACUGGGCUGGUUGGUUGUUAAUUGGUAGUGAUGUAAAGCUGAACAGUAAGGUUGUCCUGAUGGGCCAAGCAUUGUGUGAGUUGCUACAGAUGCCUGGAAAAUGCAGAGAGGCCAUGCGAGUGGUACUCCAUCUUAUUGAGAAGUCUCUACAACGAAUACAGAAAGGUCAGCGUAACUCUAUGUACACAACUGCUCAGAGCAUUGAAAAUAAGGUGGGAGCUGCACAAGGAUGGAAAGAACUUCUUAUAUCUGUUGGGUUCCGGUUUGAGCCAGCCAAUGGGAAGACUCCAGAAGCAGUGUUCUUCCCGACAACUGACCCUGGUGACAGAUUAACGCAAUGUAGUGCUAGUCUUCAGGCUAUGCUUGGUCUAUCAGCCACCUCAUUGAUGGCUUUGUCCAAACUUCUGAGCCACUUUGAAGCUGGGGAAAUGAUCAUAUCCAUGUUACGAGAAGUGAAUACCAAGUACACCCAGAAGGACAACAACAUUGAGGUCCCUGUUAGUACAAAACUAUGGAAGAUACCAGGAAGCCAUGAGCUACUAGCAUCUCUAGGAUUUGACCUGGUUGACAUUGGUAAAGAAGGGGUGAGGCUUAGGACAGGCAAGCAGGCCAGUAAACGUAUUCUGCAGUUUGCUAUACAAGCCCUUACAGCAGUCUUUGAUACACAAGAGGCUCCAAGGGCACUGACAUUGGAUAGUUCAAGUUCUAUGGAGUCAUUAACAUCUAGUGGUACAGGUACAUCAACCUCAAACUUCUCCAAGGGAAGUUCACCUCCAGGAUCCCCAUAUGCUAGGAAACGUGUGUUUAACCCCAAUGACGUGGAUUAUAGAAUGUCACAUAUGAAACAGGCUGGAUUUGUUGGUCGUGGGUUACCAGGGCAACCAGCACGUGCUGGUUCAGGCUCCUCAACUCUGUCUCUCCAACUAGACCACCAAAGUAAGAUACGCACCAUGGUGAGAAGUAGUUCAGGUUCAGAUACUACAUCACCUACACGUAGUUCCUCAUAUCAUGGAUUAAACUACAGUGAUGAUGGUCCAAGAGUGAUUAGCAUUGACAUGCAGGAUUCUUCAACAAAUGACUCAAGCUCAUCAAAUCCAAACCUCGACCAAGUUGGGUAUAAACGGCAAAGUUUAUAUGAGAGAGGUCCGUUGAAAGGUUAUUUUCCUGCACAGCCUACACCAACAUAUUCCACAUCAUCUCCAUCAGAGUCUGAUGAAUAUGGAACAGAAGCCCUUACACGGAUGUCACAAUACCGCCUCUCAGCAAUGUCUGCCAACUCAUCAAGUAGUACACUCACUGCAAAAAGUACCGGCACAGGUGGAGGAAUGCGUAGGUCAAGAUCACGCAGCUCAAUAGGCUCAGCAAAAAGUAGUGCCAGUGAUCGAACACUUACAGAACAGUUUGACUUUGAUGAUAAUCUCAGUAUAUGGUCACAUAAAAGUGAUCGGUCAGCUAAAAGUGAUCGUUCAAUCCGAAGUGAUCGUUCAGCCAGAAGUGAUCGCUCUAUUACAAGUAAUCGCUCAAAAAGCAGUGAUCGUUCACAGCGUAGUGAUAAAUCUCAAUCCAGUCUGAGAUCAAAAAGUAGUGACAGAUCAUCAAGGAGCGAGCGAUCCCAGCGCAGUGAUCGUUCAACAGAACGACAGAAAUCUACAAGACAGGUCAAGUUUCAUCCAAACACAACACCCUCAGUUACUCGUACUGAUUCAGAAUCUUCCGUAGAGCUUCCCCUCAAGGUACCAAAAAGCAACCCUAGUAGUAGUACCAACCCCCUCACUCACCCACAGGCUAUUGCUGCUAGAGUACUUGCAGAGACACACAAACAGCGCCAAGCACUGGAGUAUAUGCAGCACCUUGCAAUGGAGGACACACAAGCAACAAGUUUCCUACCAACCAUCAUGUCAACAUCAGAGAAUGAAUCAUCACGUACCACAACUCCUAUGCCUGCUGGGUCACUAAAUACAUCACUUGAUAUGACACGAGAUGAUGAAAUCUUCACCGAGGUGAAACCAAAACAUUUGGACCCACAGGUGCUGAAUACAUUAAUGCAGAAGAUGAGUGAACAACAGAUAUCUGCAAGGAGAGUGAGUGUAAGCUCUACUGAUGAGUCUAGCAAACUCCCUGCAGGUGCACAUGAACCAACCAGUACUCCAGACCUAGUUGUGAAACCAAUAAUUGGGAAUGGCACCAAACAAAGGAGUGUAUCUUUGGGGGCUGGAGAAUCAGCAACUGAGAGACUGGGCUUAGGCAAUUCCGAAUCUAAGGUCUCUGAGAGUGAUGCUAGUAAGAAUGAAAAUGAGGGUAUGAGGACAAGAUCUUGGAGUGGUUCAUCGCGAGGUUCUUUGACAUCAUCGAAGGGAUCAGUAGGAUCCUCUAGAGGUGGAACAGGAUCUGUGGCUCAAAGAAUUGCUGCUAUUCUCCGUAAAGAUUCAAAUAACCAAACACCUGACAAAUCUUCAGUUGACUCUCCAGAUGUACCUACAACUCAAGAAAAUGCUCCACUUGGUAAUCCAACCAUAGAAGCUGACUCAAUUGAGAAAACUGCAUGUGUAAUAUUAAACACAGAUGGCGCUGCAGUGUAUGAAUCUUACAGUUCCCCGAGCCACAAAGCCACAUUUAGCACAUUCUUUAGUAACCAUAGCAACAGCAGUAGCAACACCCCAUCUACAAAUCCUUCAUCACCACUAGUACCACGUGCUGCAGAACCCUCAUCUCCUCAAACUAAUCAUGGACACUUUCAAAAAACUCCUCAAAAGUUACCAAAUGGCAGAAAGUCUCCAUACAGCAGUUUCUCCUCAACCACAACGGAGGAAGGGGAUUGGUCGCGUCGUGGACCACCCCCGCCAUAUAAACCAAAAGAAAAACCAAUGAUCGCCCCUAAACCUAAGCAAGUAACAUUUAAGUUUGGAGGAUCCCAUAACACAACAGCAAUAAGCCACAGUGAUACUAGCUCAUAUAAACUCAGUGAUAGUUCAUUUACUUCAUCCCAGGGGUCUUUAACAAGUGACAGUGAACAAAAAUCUCCCCAGUUAUCUUAUAAUAUACGAUAUGCUCAACGUAAAACAGUUGCAAAAACUGACAGUAAUAAUGCAAAUCAGAUGCAAACUGAACAAAAUGAAAAACAAACACAUGGAUAUCAAACAUCUCAGACAUCUGGAUUUUCAAGCUCUCAAACAGAUGGAUCUGAUCCAUCACAGACACAUGGAUACAAUUCAUCGCGCAGUCAAAAUCAGUCAGCUGGAUUAAACCAAUCUCAAACAAAUGAAAAUGAGCAUCCUAAUUCUGGUAGAUCUGCAACAGAACCUUAUUACAGACAUGAAGUGCUUAACACUGCUUCGCAUACAGAAUCUCAACAAAAGAAUGGUUAUUCACAAUCUCAAGGUGGUAACACACAAUCUCAAGGUGGUAAUACACAAUCUCAAG